Emiliania huxleyi CCMP1516 is the source of this 471-nucleotide messenger RNA. RefSeq lists its product as hypothetical. Gene Ontology annotation, biological process: translational initiation. Lineage: Eukaryota; Haptophyta; Isochrysidales; Noelaerhabdaceae. The coding region runs from base 1 to 471 and encodes 156 amino acids. The transcript is spliced from 4 exons. The record is from RefSeq and is a predicted model, not a curated record. Gene Ontology annotation, molecular function: guanyl-nucleotide exchange factor activity; translation initiation factor activity. Gene Ontology annotation, cellular component: eukaryotic translation initiation factor 2B complex.
AUGGCCGCCGCGGCGACGACGCGCGUCGGCGAGCUCCCUGUGGUCGUGCAGCGCGAGAUCAGCGCCUUUAGCGCGCGGCUGCGGCGGCAGCAAAAGCGCACGUCCGCCGACGUGGCGCGGCAGGCGCUCAAGAUUAUGCGGGAGGUGGUGACUCACACAGCGGUGCGCGACGUCUCGUGGCUGAUCAGCUCGAUCAAGCUCACCGGCCAGCUGCUGAUCGCGGCACAGCCGCACGAGCUCGUCAUCGGCAACAUGGUGCGGCGGGUGCUCCACAUUGGCCCGUCGCUGAUGAAGAUGCUGGACGCGCACACCGACGUCGUCUCAGUUGUGAUCAUCACGACGAGGGAGCGCGACCCGACCGUCGAGACCUUCCUCCGCGCCGCGCACAAGAAGCGGCCCUUCGAGGUCGUCGUCGCGCAGACGGCGCACGCGCAGACGUACACCAACUCUUCCUGCCAGUGGCGGCAGUAG